AUGGGACGUAGGAUUUAUAAACGUAACAAGAAAGAGUCUUUGCCAUCGACAUCGACUUUGACUUCUGUUUCAACCCCAGUUACACCACAAGACUUUUUCGAUCAUGGCUCAUCGGAGGAGGAAAGUGGAGAUAGAUGGCUUGGUUCAGAUAUAGCAAAAUCGCUUCGAUUUUAUCAAAGAGCAUAUACGGCAUAUCGAAAGUGUAUCCUGUUGAGUUCUGUACCGAUUCCUGACGCAUAUUACAACUCUUGUAGAUUAGCAUUGCAAGUGUAUCUUCUAUUCAAUGAUUGCGGUGGAUUGAGGAGGAUGAUAGAGAGCAGGUGCGGGUUGCAGAAUAUCGAGGAGGUUGUUCAUGCUUCGGACUCUAUAGUUAUGGACUUGCCGCAGAUUCUUAAUUUACAUUUGGAAAGUUUGCAAGUGGUUAAAGACCAGGAGGGUGAUUUGCUAUUCAAUACUUUGGUGGUUUACACGGAAAUAAUGGAGUCUGAAGCGAUGCAAGAGGAGAUUCACGAGAAUAUGGUAACUUGUUUUAAAAAUGCAACGACGAUUUUUGAUAAGCUUGUUAAAAAGCAAGUGGAGGAAUUAGAGAGUUUUAAUAGCAAAUUAUUACUGAUAGAUACUGCUAUAAAUACAGCGCCGUCAUCAUCACAACAACAACAGCAGCAGGAACAGCAGCAGCAGCGGCAGGAAGAAGAGGAACUAUAUGAAAGCGAACGGGUUGUUCAACCCGUGGACUUAUUCGAGACUGUUAUUCUUGGCUACAGACUUGUUCAAGCGAUUUAUGAAAACACCGAUAAGCUGUAUCUUGAAACAACUCAUCUGUUGACACAAUGUUUAUCAACUAUGGAUGAAAUAUCACGAGAGCUUAUCAACAAGUACAGUACACAAACAUGUAAUAGAAACGAGAUGUUGGACAAUAUCACUAGUCACCAAAUAAGCGAAUUAAAGAUAAUCCGCGCAAGCAUAACCGGCUUGACAAUGAUGGCCAAUGUGCAGCAAGUCAUGGAAAUGUGGUCAAAUUUCUUUUUGCAAGAAGUUGAAGUGGAAAUUGCUGAAAAAUAUAUGGUUUGUUCAGAUAAUAUCCAAAGUUAUUUAGAACGAGAAGAUAUUAGUAUUGAAGGUUUGAAAAAUAAUGAUGAGCAGCAAUUAUUGUGGGAUGCUUUGAGAUUCCAAAACACCCAGCUCAAAAAAGCACAAGAACUACUUCAGGAAACGCUUGCUAUUAAAAAAAGAGCUCCACUGGGUGUGGAAUUGGGCAUUGGUUCAUUAAUUGUACAGAUAUCCGAGCUUAUGAUUGCAAGAGUGGAUAUUAAUCUCCAAAUGAGUUUACUUGAUUUGCCAAUCGCGGCACAGAACCGUAAAGUACUUGAACAAAACGUCAAGAACUUGUUAAAGUCAGCAAUAGCUUUAGCGGGAUCACAAGGCGGGUUACGUGAACGACAAAUUGAAAAAUUCAAUAGAUAUCAAAAAAGGAAUGAAGCAUUGUUUAGAUUAUGUUUGGUAAAUGGCGAGACAAGCUUGGAUAAGUUGGAUAGUGUUAUCACUAGAGAAGAAUGGGUCUUGGAAGUUCCAGUUUUGCAAAAGUUGGGAUACUAUAGUUUAUUUUUAAAGGAUAUACUUGACGAGAUGACAAGUAACGACAAGUAA
This is a messenger RNA of Lodderomyces oxycetoniae, 1647 nucleotides long. RefSeq lists its product as uncharacterized. The record is from RefSeq and is a predicted model, not a curated record. NCBI's taxonomy places the organism in Eukaryota, Fungi, Ascomycota, Pichiomycetes, Serinales, Debaryomycetaceae. The transcript has 2 exons. Bases 1 to 1647 code for a protein of 548 amino acids.